GAUGGUUAUAUUUCUUGACGGAUUGGAAAUCCGUGAGCUGGUGGGGUCAGCUUCAUUCAGGGUCGGUUGCUCGCUAUCAGUCAUGCAAGACUUUUUCUAAAUUUGGUUAUAUGGUAUGCAUGUAAGGAGUACUAUUAUGAUAGUGUUGGUUGUUAUAUUUAUUGACGGUUACACUGCGUCCUUAUAUAUUGCUUGACAUAGAUUCGAGCAUGGCUAAUUUUACCAACGACUUGAACGGGUAAAGGGAGGUAACUCUAAUAUUAUUGUUUAUACCGCGUUCGAGUACGAACAUCUGCUGUGGUACAUAAUUGGGUUGGAGUAACAAUAAUGGUGUCCCUGAGCACGUUUUGGAGUUCGAUAGCUAUUGUUUGUUGUAUUCUAUGUGUAGUAUAUUUCCCUUGCUUAGAACAUGGUCCUUCCAACUACAUUGAAAAAGAGACAUACUCUGAAAGGAAGGAAUGUCCUUCCUGCCGUCAGAAGGCUCCAGGAGGGUGCCCCGGUAAAAGCCCUUGCAAGGAUGAUGGCUGGUCGCAAAACGGAUGACUUGUCUAUACGGGAUGUGGAAAAAUAUGUAAAUGAACUCACUGAUGAGUCCCUCUCAGACCUAUUAGAAUUGGCAGGAAAGAACAAGGAGGAUAUAUCAGAGGCACGCCUCCUCCUACAUUAUCUGAUAGUUCUGGCUAAUGAGAAGGGACAACCCCAAGGUCAGGAUCUACUUGAGGCACCGGGAACAUCUACAGAAGCACAGGACGACAUCACACAAGAAAACACUUUGGUACGUAAUAAUGAUGAACCACCAAACAAAAGGUCAAAAUCUUGGUCCGGCUCACUGGAGGCAAGAAUUGCGUUUUUGGAAAGCUCCACAUCACCAAAGGUUUCCGACAUUAAAGAGAGGGUAAGGAUACUUUGCCUUCAACCAGAACCAAGUAAUUCCUUAAUCCUUCUCACAUUAGAGGAACUUGCAAAAGCAGCCAGGAGUGCUAACCAUGAGGAGUCAGGUCUAUACGAGGAACUUUUGAGACAAGUUCAUAGACUUCAGUCUAAGGUCUGCCUUCCAAAGCUCUGUCUAUCUGUCUUAGGGGGGAAUGAGUCUGACAAGAUAUCAAAAGCUAUUGCCAAGUGUAUGAAGGAUGUCAUAGACACAGCCAAAGAAUCAAAGAAAGAGGCACCACUGGUAGGGAAAACACAAACCACUCUGUCGCCAUUGGACAACUUGUAUGUCACAUUACCCCCACCAGGGGCAGACCUGGCCCCUAUGCCUUUUCCCCUGCAACAACAUCCUAAUCCUAUGUAUGGAUCUUAUCAGGGUUAUGUUCAGCAAGGGUAUGGUCAGCAAGGGUAUGGUCAAGGGUAUAGAAAUUAUAGGAGGGGUGGUUUUAGGCACCCUGGGCAACGCCCUAGAGGAGCAUGCCUGGUUUGUGACAGUACAGCCCACCAGGUCCGAGAUUGUCCAAAAGUAAAAGAGUUCAGGCAAAAGUAGUACUUGGAAGAUUGCAAAUUUACAACAAAUGUUCAUAUGUUUACAGUGUCAAAUUAUUUUUUACCAGAAAGCAACUGGUUUGAUAAAACUGUUUACUUAAUUAAUACUCAAUAAUUAAGAUACUUUUGGUUUAUAUAUGACCAAUUGUGAUGUAUAAUUGAAAUGAUCAUGAUGCUUGUAGUCCUACAGGGAGAUAUAGAUGCAUUGUACUAACAUUAUACUAGAGUUAUGUAUUGUCUUCUUAGUAAACUAUUAUAAAUAGGUUAGCUUGUAAGUUAUAAUGGUACUUCCUCCUCUGCUGUCCAAAGGACACUGACGCCUUAGUGAGUUACACUCACGUGGGUAGCGGACGAGGGGGUUCCACUAUUUCAAUGUUACUUAUGCUGGUCCUGUUUUUUGAAUUAUGCAUACCUUCUGUGUAUUACAGAGGUGCAGAGAGGAUGGCCGCUGUGAUGGUGGAAUUACAAAAAAAAACAAAAAAAAAACAAAAAAAAACAAAAAAACAAACUUGAAAGUGGUUUUAAUCCGACAAAUAUAAGGGUCCGACAAGAACCAGCAUGGGUGACAUUGGAUGGUGGAGCCUCUUUGUCCGAUGCCCACGUAAUGUCGCAACUAGACACGGACUACAAUAUUAGAAAGUUAUCUUUAAGAGACCCCUCAAUCAACUUCAUUCUCACCU
Messenger RNA from Pecten maximus, 2159 nucleotides. RefSeq lists its product as uncharacterized. Gene Ontology annotation, molecular function: nucleic acid binding; zinc ion binding. The coding region runs from base 410 to 1480 and encodes 356 amino acids. The transcript is spliced from 3 exons. Lineage: Eukaryota; Metazoa; Mollusca; Bivalvia; Pectinida; Pectinidae. The record is from RefSeq and is a predicted model, not a curated record.